UGACCAUCUCCCACGUGGUAUACACAAAACAAAAUGGCGACUAACUGUAUAACACUUUGACUACCUAAACUUUGGUAAAAAAAUAACUGAGUCUCUUGUAUCAGGACGUUUAAAACAUGCUGCGAAGAAAAGCUAAGCGAGAAGUUCACAUAACUACGGACGAAACUCCCUCAGAGAACAAGCGAAGGAAAGCUGUUGUUGACAACGGAGACGAAGAGUCGGAUUUGGAGAGAUUGGUGUUUGGCGCAGAACACGAUUUGUUCGCCAAACUCGACAGAGCAGUCGAGACUAAGUCAUCCGAUUCUGAAGACGAGUCUGAUGAAGACCAUGAUGGUGAUGAUGACAAGCCUGGGAAUAUUGCGGCUGAUGGGCAUGCAGCUAAAUGGGUUGAUAAAGAUGAUGACAUAGAAAGCAUUGAUGUGUCAGCAGAGGCCAAGCUUAGGAAGUUAAGAGACACAAAGGACCAAACAAUUCUCAGAGGCACCAAGUAUACACAGAAACUGAGGACACAAUUUGAAAAGAUUUAUGGAGAUGGAAACUGGGCCAGUCUGGAGAAGAAAAAGAAGAAAAGAAAAGACAGUGAAGGUGAUGGAAGUACUGAUGAUGAUGAUGAUGAUGAAAUACUGGCAAGAACAGGUAGAAAUCUUGCUACACAGUCAGAGAGGCUGCCAAAAGGCCUCUUAAGUAUCAAGCGGGUGAAGGACGCCAAUGCAGCCAAGCCAGCAAAUGUUACUGUCCAGUCCCUGGAAUUUCAUCCAAGUGCCAAAGUACUUCUGACUGCUGGGCUAAACAAAACCCUUGAUAUUUUUCAGGUUGAUGGCAAGGAGAACCCAAAACUACAAAGCGUGUUUGUCAACAGGUUCCCAAUCCACAAUGCACAUUUCACCUGUGAUGGUGAACAAGUGAUUAUGUCCUCUCGUCGGAAGUAUUUCUAUGUGUAUGAUAUGAUCAAGGGACAAGUAACUCGAAUACCAGGCAUAAGAGGUCGCCAUGAGAGAAAUUUAGAAAAAUUCAAAGUAUCCCCAGAUGGGAAGCAUCUUGUAUUUCUUGGUGAUAAUGGCUACAUGAUUCUUCUAUCCAGCAAGACCAAGCAGUGGGUGGGUAAUCUGAAGAUGAACGGCUCUGUCAAGGAUGUCACUUUUUCAGCUGAUGGAUCUCGCAUGUAUAGCACAGGAAGUGAUGGAGAGGUGUAUGUCUGGGAUAUGACAACAAGAAGCUGUGUGCACAAGUUUGUGGAUGAUGGAUGCUUGACCGGCACAGCUUUGGCAGCAUCAAAGGAUGGCAAAUAUCUUGCUUGCGGGUCUGAUAGUGGCAUUGUUAACAUCUAUGAUGAUCAAUGUUUACUCCAGUCUCAGCCAAGACCACUAAAGUCAGUUACCAACCUGGUGACAUCUGUCACAGGCACUCAAUUCAAUUCAUCCAGUGAAAUAUUGGCAAUAUCAUCUCGAGUCACCAAGGAUGCCUUUAAACUUGUCCACCUCCCUUCAAUGACUGUGUUCUCUAACUGGCCUAACAGUAAGGUUCCAUUGCGUUACGUCAAUGCCUUUGACUUUUCACCAAACAGUGGCUUCUUGUCCAUUGGAAACGAUCGUGGUACUGCCCAGCUCUAUCGGUUAAAUCAUUAUACAGACUCCUGACAGCAGUGAGAGAAAAUGGGCGAAAGAUCCUAUACCAUAUGUAUGUUAUCCUUCUCAUCAUCAUCAUCAGUCAUCAUUGUAAUCACAUCAUUACCAAUGGCAAUGUUUUGAAGUCAUUGAAAUGUAUGACAGACGCUUUAAGAUGAAGGUCUCUACUAUCUGAAUUCAUGAUUAGGGUCUCUAUCUGGUUUUAAUACAGUAGAGGGCAGUUUUUCGAAAAAGGUUAAGAUGGUGCCUCGAAAAAAAGUAAAGACGGACGGUACAUGCAACAGCUAGAUUGAACCUAUGUUUCAUACAUCGUUCUGUAUUUUAUUACCAUGGAAGAGAAAAAAAUAUAUCACAAUCAAAUACA
This is a messenger RNA of Nematostella vectensis (starlet sea anemone), 1989 nucleotides long. RefSeq names its product U3 small nucleolar RNA-associated protein 18 homolog. Gene Ontology annotation, cellular component: small-subunit processome; Pwp2p-containing subcomplex of 90S preribosome. Lineage: Eukaryota; Metazoa; Cnidaria; Anthozoa; Actiniaria; Edwardsiidae. The record is from RefSeq and is a predicted model, not a curated record. The transcript is spliced from 14 exons. Gene Ontology annotation, biological process: rRNA processing. The coding region runs from base 117 to 1637 and encodes 506 amino acids. Gene Ontology annotation, molecular function: protein binding.